Molecule: messenger RNA, 1863 nt
Organism: Adineta ricciae
Lineage: Eukaryota; Metazoa; Rotifera; Eurotatoria; Adinetida; Adinetidae
Source: the annotation of a GenBank genome assembly
AUGGGCACUUUGUCAGAGGCAGGCGCUGAUCGACUUAACAGUGAAGAGAACAAAAGUGAUACGGGUACAAAAUAUGCUGCAGUCGAGAGUGAAGAAGGUUCGACGAAAACAUCACUUAUUUUCUCACUUCAUGAAGAAGUCGGCGCAUUAGCAAGAGCACUUCAUGUCUUUGAAAAACAUGGUAUCAACUUAUUUCACAUCGAGUCGCGUUUAUCUCGUCAAAACAAAACUGAUCAUGAAUUCUAUGUCGAAUGCGAUAAUAGUAUGGGUAGUGUUGCCGAUGCAAUCAAACAAUUACGUCAAGAAUCGAAGUAUAUUCAUGUUCUAUCGCGUGCACAUCGAUCUUUAGAUGAAUCAGUUCCAUGGUUUCCACGAAAGUUACGUGAUUUGGACCAAUUCGCUAAUCGGGUUCUUUCCUACGGCUCAGAAUUAGAUUCUGAUCACCCAGGUUUUCGCGAUGUUCUCUAUCGCAAACGUCGAAAAGAAUUCGCUGAUAUUGCUCACCUGUAUCGACACAACCAACCGAUUCCGCGUGUAACGUACACCGAGCAGGAAAUUGCAACAUGGGCAACUGUCUUUCGUGAAUUGACACAACUCUAUCCGGCACAUGCAUGUAAAGAAUUCAAUAAUGUUUUCCCAUUACUUAUUGACAAUUGUGGUUAUAACGAAACAAAUAUUCCACAAUUGGAAGAUGUGUCGCUAUUCCUGCAAGACUGUUCCGGCUUUCGUCUUCGACCAGUUGCUGGUCUUUUAUCAUCACGAGACUUUCUCGCUGGCUUAGCUUUUCGUGUAUUCCAUUCAACACAGUAUAUUCGUCAUCAUAGCGUACCCAUGUAUACACCAGAGCCCGAUGUUUGCCAUGAAUUACUUGGUCAUGUGCCACUUUUUGCUGAUCCAGACUUUGCUGAAUUCAGUCAAGAAAUUGGCAUGGCUAGUUUAGGCGCACCUGAUGAAUAUGUAACUCGAUUAGCAACAUUGUAUUGGUUCACCGUAGAAUUUGGUCUAUGUGUUGAAAAAGAUGAACGAAAAGCAUAUGGCGCCGGUCUUCUUUCGUCAUUUGGCGAAUUACAAUAUUGCGUAUCCGAUAAGCCAUCGAUAAUGCCAUUUGAUCCUUUCCGUGCGUCGAUUCAGCCAUAUCCCAUCACAAGUUAUCAACCAACUUAUUUUCUUGCUGAAAGUUUCAAAGACGCCAAAGAAAAACUUCGACAAUAUGCAAUGACAAUUCCACGACCAUUCAGUGUUCAUUACAAUCCCUACACACAAACAAUUGAAGUUAUUGAUGGUAAAGAACAAAUUGUUAAUAUGGUUCGAACUUUACGAAAUGAUAUGGAUAUGAUUCUCGAUGCUUUACAUUUUCUUUCUGUUGAUAAAAGAAAAGGAGACCGAAUGAGACAAUUAUUUACCAUCAGUGGACAAUAUCCUAGCACUGAAGAUAUCGCGAUUACACCACAGACAUGCGGUUUAUCAUGGGAUACGCGAUUGAAAGGUUUUGGAAUUUGUCUACUGAUUAGUAUCGUGCUCGGCAUUGGUGGAAUUAUCAUCUACUUUGCAGGUGGAAAUUUAUCUGGUUUUGCGGUUCUUUAUACACUAGCUGUUCUCUUCGGGCUUGGAUCUUCGUUCUUUCUCGUGGGUCCAAUGAAUCAAUUGAAGAAAAUGUUUGACUCAUCUCGAUUUAUUGCUACAAUCGUCUUUCUCAUCUGUAUAGUUAUGACACUAGUGUCAGCUAUCGCUAUAAAAAUCGGCAUUCUUGUUUUGUUAUUUAUUAUACUUCAAUUUUUGGCAUUGCUCUGGUACACCUUGAGUUACAUUCCAUAUGCGAGAGAUGCCAUCAAAACCUGUUGUCGAGGAAUCAUGCGGCAUUAA